UGAUCUCUACAACCUUCCUCUUUCAGUCUCAGUAAUGUAGUCACAUAGCACUGCCAGCAGACUCUGUCCCAUCAUCACUAUUAUCUCCCAUUCUGGGUGUCAGCCUGUUGUAUUUGUUUGUCGCCAUGAAUUAUUUUACCUUCCCCCCAUCUUACACCCUCCCAUUCUCCACCCACAGGACACAAAACAAGCGAAAGAGGAAGUUGUGUAUUUUGAAGUUGGGGUAGAACCCAGUGUGAUUUUUCUGUUUCACUCAGCAAUUUGAGGAUGGGUUCCAUGUUCCGUGGAGAGGAUGUGUGCCUUGCCCAAUUAUUCCUGCAGUCUGGUUCAGAAUAUCAGUGCAUAAGUGAGCUGGGAGAACUUGGAAUUGUGGAGUUCAGAGAUCUCAAUUCUAAUGUUAAUGCAUUCCAGCGUCGCUAUGUAUCUGAAGUUAGACGUUGCGAGGACAUGGAGACAACGUUUGGGUACCUUGAGAAAGAGAUGCGCAAAGCAAAUAUUGAAGUUCCAGCUUCUGUGAUGUCUCCUCCAGCGCCUUUACCCAGAGACGCGAUGAGGAUACAAGAAGAGUCAGAGCAAUUGGCAAGAGAACUGAAAGAAGUUUCUGGAAACAGACAGUCCCUGAGAGAGCGCUUGAGAGAGUUAAGGGAAUAUGCCAAUAUUUUACGUGAAAGCCAGAGAUUCACAGGACCACUGACAGAAUCUGAAAACUGGAGGGAAAGAAUUGAAACUGAUCCUUUGAUAGAACAUGCGGUAACCAGCAACAAGGAUCUCAGAGUUAGUUUUAUGGCCGGUGUCAUUCAUCCAUGGCGUGUGAAUUCUUUUGAGCGCUUGCUAUUUCGUGCAUGCCGUGGUUACCUAAUUGUUAACUUUGUGGAGAUGUCAGAGCCUAUGGAAGACUUGGUGACGGGUGAAAGUGUUACUCAGAUAAUAUUCCUGAUUUCCUACUGGGGGGAGAGAAUUGGAGAGAAGAUAAAAAAGAUUGCCAACUGCUUUCAUUGUCACAUAUACCCGUAUGCUGAUGAAGAAUCUGCUCGUUUGGAGACGCUGAGAGACCUUUUGGUGCAAAUCCAGGACAUGCAGAAGGUCCUUUCUCAGACCGAGAGUUACCAGUCACAGGUUCUAAAUCGAGCUGCUUCUUCUCUGCACCAUUGGAGAGUCAGUGUGAGAAAAAUGAAGCACAUCUAUCUUAUCCUGAAUUUGUGUAGUGUGCGUGAGCGCUGUCUCAUUGGUGAAGUGUGGUGUCCUGUGAAUGACCUACCCGUUCUCCAGGGAGCUCUAGCCAGGGCUUCGGAAGACAGUGGAGGUGGUGGAGAAUCAUUCUGUCAUCGGAUUCCGUGUUCUGUCAGUCCUCCAACUCUUAUCCGCACUAAUAAAUUCACUGCAGGUUUUCAAGAAAUUGUUGAUUCCUACGGAGUGGCUAGUUAUCAAGAGGUCAACCCAGCAUUGUACACGAUCAUAACAUUCCCGUUCCUUUUUGCUGUGAUGUUUGGUGAUGUUGGACAUGGUAUCCUUAUGUUUCUAUUCGCUCUCUGGCUAGUUCUUGGCGAGGACGACCCAAAACUUAAACGCUCAGAGAAUGAGAUUUUUUCUAUGUGUUUUGGUGGUCGUUAUCUUAUCCUCCUGAUGGGUGCCUUCUCUGUAUACACAGGGUUUGUGUAUAACGAGUGUUUCAGCCGUGCAACUUCAAUUUUUCCUUCGGGUUGGAAUGUUACAUCCAUGGCAUAUGAUAAUAAUGACUUGCAUAAGGCAUUUCAGGCAAAGUCUCCUGUGGAUCCGCUGAACCCAAACAUGACUGGUGUCUUCAUAGGUGUAUAUCCAUUUGGCAUUGAUCCAAUUUGGAGCCUUGCCUCAAACAAACUCACUUUUCUAAACUCUUUUAAAAUGAAGAUGUCUGUUAUUCUGGGCGUCUUUCACAUGACAUUUGGUGUAUGUCUUAGUAUUUUCAAUUUUGUUCACCUCAAACAAAUAUAUCGGAUUUUUGUUGUGUCUCUACCGGAGCUGCUGUUCCUGCUUUGUCUUUUUGGGUACCUGGUAUUUAUGGUUGUGUAUAAGUGGUUGGUGUGGACGGUGGUAGAUGCAAAAGAAGCCCCAAGUAUCCUCAUACACUUCAUUGACAUGUUCCUGUUUACUAAAAGCAGUGUAAAUAUCUAUCUUUACGAAGGACAGCAAGUUGUGCAGCUUGUUCUGGUUGUAGUUGCUGUGGUGUGCAUCCCUGUUCUUCUUCUAGGAGAUCCCAUUUGUCUCUAUAUUCAACAUAAGAGGAAGAAACGCCAUAGUCUGCGAUUGAACCAGCAUGCAGAAAAUGAUGGCGACAAUGGACCUCUACUAGUGGAAGAUCCCUCUCAAGCUGAAAGUGAAGAACAUGAGGAAAAUCCCAAAAAUAUGGCCAAAGACGCAAAGGCUCACGGUGAAGAGUUUGACGCUUCAGAGGUGUUCAUGCAUCAGAUGAUUCACACCAUUGAGUACUGUUUGGGCUGCAUCUCUAAUACUGCAUCUUACCUACGGCUUUGGGCUCUAAGCCUGGCACAUGCACAGCUUUCAGAGGUCCUGUGGAAUAUGGUUAUGCGCAUUGGCUUUUCAAAUGUGAGUUACGUAUGGAGCAUUGUUAUUUUCGUUAUCUUCACAUUCUUCGCUGUCCUGACAGUUGCUAUCCUCCUCAUCAUGGAGGGACUCUCAGCAUUUUUACAUGCUCUGCGUCUGCACUGGGUGGAGUUCCAAAACAAGUUUUACACUGGAGCAGGAUACAAGCUCACACCUUUCCACUUUGAUUCAUUCUAUUGACCUUUUUAAAAAUAUAUUCUAGAAUUGUGGGUUAGGGGCAAACGGUACUGUUUAUGUACACCGUUUAAAUCUGUGAUAGUCUUCACAAUGCAAAAUAAACUGCUUUUAAGACUUCA
Molecule: messenger RNA, 2897 nt
Organism: Pelobates fuscus (common spadefoot toad)
Lineage: Eukaryota; Metazoa; Chordata; Amphibia; Anura; Pelobatidae
Product: V-type proton ATPase 116 kDa subunit a 3-like
Exons: 20
Coding region: 268-2781 (837 amino acids)
Biological process (GO): vacuolar acidification; proton transmembrane transport
Cellular component (GO): plasma membrane; vacuolar proton-transporting V-type ATPase complex; vacuolar proton-transporting V-type ATPase, V0 domain
Molecular function (GO): proton-transporting ATPase activity, rotational mechanism; ATPase binding
Source: RefSeq, a predicted model, not a curated record